Trichomycterus rosablanca is the source of this 5730-nucleotide messenger RNA. It is a transcript of the gene lrch3, whose product is annotated as leucine-rich repeats and calponin homology (CH) domain containing 3. Gene Ontology annotation, molecular function: protein binding. Lineage: Eukaryota; Metazoa; Chordata; Actinopteri; Siluriformes; Trichomycteridae. The record is from RefSeq and is a predicted model, not a curated record. Bases 9 to 2195 code for a protein of 728 amino acids. The transcript is spliced from 20 exons.
GUUGUGUAAUGGCGGCCUCGGUGUUGCUCUCUGCGGAAAGCACUGUGCAUAGUUUCGCUGUCGGUUGUAGCGCUGUGGCAGUGGCCACCGGGAACGGAUUAUCUGUGCCAGGACCCGCGUCCUGGAACCGGUCGCUGGAGCGGGCGUUUGACGAGGCCUCGGCCACUGGCUGCCUGAAUCUGAGCGGCAGGAAACUGAAGGAGUUCCCGAGGAGCGCCGCCUAUCACGACCUGACCGACACGACCCGGGCCGAUCUGUCGCGUAACAGGUUGUCUGAGUUACCUGUGGAGGUGUGUAUGUUCGUGUCUUUGGAGAAUCUGAACUUGUACCAGAACUGCAUUCGCUCACUACCAGAGAGUCUGGUCAACCUACAGGCCCUGACGUACCUAAACAUCAGUCGGAAUCAGCUGUCCACUCUGCCUGCUCAUCUGUGCAGCUUGCCUCUGAAAGUGCUGAUCGCCUGCAACAACAAACUAGUAUCUCUUCCCGAGGAGCUCGGCCAGCUCAGACAGCUGACUGAACUGGAUGUGAGCUGUAAUGAAAUCCAGACUCUUCCUGCUCAGGUCGGCCAGCUUGAAGCUCUGCGUGACCUAAACAUUCGACGAAACCACCUGGCUCGCUUGCCUCCUGAAUUGGCUGAGCUGCCUCUGGUAAGAUUGGAUUUCUCGUGCAAUAAAGUGACUUCCAUACCAGUAUGUUACCGCAAUCUCCGGCAUCUCCAAAGCAUUGUGCUGGACAACAAUCCCCUUCAGAACCCACCAGCACAGAUCUGCAUCAAGGGGAAGAUCCAUAUAUUUAAGUACCUGAACAUAGAGGCAUGUAAAAUAGCACCAGAACUAUCAGACUAUGACAGAAGGCCACUGGGCUUUGGUUCUUGUGUUGAGGAGCUUUAUCCUGGCCGGCCGUAUGGAGCUCUGGACUCCGGGUUUAACAGUGUGGACAGUGGCGACAAGAGGUGGUCAGGCAACGAACCAUCUGAUGAGUUAUCAGACCUCCCAGUAAGAGUGGCCGAAUUAACCAAGGAGCAAAGACAAAGAAAGGAGAGGGAGCGGGAUGAGCACAAACCAGGUUCCCUACUGGCAAAUGGAAUAUUGGAGGCAGAGCUUGACCAGAUAGACUUUAUUGACAGCUGUACAGGAGAGGAAGAUGAAGAAGAUGGGCGAAGUCGAGGACAGGAACCAGUCAGCCUCAGCUCCCAGUUUAUGGCCUACAUCGAAAAAAGAAUUACAAGAGAGGGUUCACCAAUCAAAGCAGGUUCAUCCAGAGAUGCAAGAACAGACGAAUCAAGAAGAAUUGGCUCUUUACACAACCGAAGUGCAGCAGAUCCAGGCAACACGCUGACAUCUCCUACUCAUAGCCAGCGAUUAUCGGGCGCUGGGGUGGAGCGCAUGCGACGUGAGGCGCAGCUUGCUGCCCAGCGGUACGAAGAGGAGAGACAGAGAGCAAGAGUCACACAAAAAGAUCCUGUCAGGAGUUACGUGAAGCAGAAAUCAACGCAGAGUCCCAGUAAGCACAGUCCCACAGAUAGUGAGAACCUGUACCCAUCUAGACGUUCUACUCAUACAGAUGACUCCGCCCUGUUUAUGCAAGGGGAAGAUCGUUCCUCACUUUCACCAGCAACCCGGCAGUCUCCCUCUCAUUCCACCUCUUUUGGCUCACCUUCAAGCCAAGGAUCCAGUCCUCGUCCCGACAGCUUUCUCUUCCGCCUCAGUCAAAGAGAAGAGAAGAAACGAGAAGCAACACAGGCAAAGAAGCUCGAGUCUGAAAACGCAACCCCUACAUCAUCACCAGCUCAAGCUCCCGCAGGAGAGGAAACAGAACUGGUGGAACAGCUCAGAAAGAGCAUCGAGUCUCGGCUGAAACUGACAUUGCCUGCUGAUCUGGGGGCAGCGCUGACGGACGGGGUGGUGUUAUGUCAUCUGGCCAAUCAUGUACGGCCUCGCUCAGUACCAAGCAUCCACGUGCCCUCACCUGCAGUGCCCAAACUGACGAUGGCUAAAUGUCGACGGAAUGUGGAGAACUUUUUGGAGGCAUGUCGCAAAAUUGGUGUUCCACAGAGCCAGCUUUGUCUUCCCCUCCACAUCCUGGAGGAGCAGGGUUUGGAGCAGGUGGCCGGGACUGUGCGUGCCCUGCUGGAGCUGGCGCCCCCCAAGAAUGUUUCCUCUCCAUCCACCACCACUGUCGUUACCAUAUAGGACGCACGUACAUGGGGACACAAAGCGGGCACAAUCCAGACUGUACUGCUUUAUUUGGGCUCAUGAGAGACUGAGACCUAAAAGGGGGUUCUAGGUUAAUAAGUCUUUAUCUGACUACAUUUCUAACCAUGCAGUCUGUAAAGAGACCACAGCGCAGGCAGAUCUUUCAUGAGAUAUCACACAGAGGAACGGUUGCUGUAUUAAACAAAAAGAUACUGACACAUCACAUCGAAACAGAAAACUUUAUCUGAGAGGAUUUUUUUUCUGUUAUUUUUAAAGCUGAGUUGUCUUUCACACUCUUUUAAUGAUUAUUUUGCACCUAUAAAUAUUAUUAUUAUUAUUAUAAUUAUUAUCUGACUCUGGCACGUCAGGUCCUAUUCAUCAGAUAUAUUGGAGUUUAUAUAUAUCUAUAUAGUGUUCACAUAUGUCGGCACUGUCAACUCAAUGCUGCGUCGGAUUAAAAGCUGGUUUAAGUCGGUUACACUAAUAAUAGCAGAAGUUAUACUUGCCACCUGACUAUGCAAACAGAUGGGUGACAUAUUAAAGGAAAAACUAUUUAAAAAUGCUGUCGGGCCAGCAUGUACUGCCAGAACUCUAAUAUUUAAUCAGGUCUAAAUCCCCUUAUUAUUCUCAUACUCUCAUACAAGCCAGUUAGUUUUAUCAUGCGUGUACUGUAAAUGGAGGCAGUGUUGAUCUGGAAAAUACCACUUCCAUCAGGAUAGAAAUGCCCUGUCACAUGAUCAUUGUAUCUUUGUAUUGGUUUGCAGUCACCAUACAGCAUUCCUGUCUGAAGACAUCAUUUAUGCAGGUAUUUUUUUGCAUUGUGCAUCUAAAGGACUAAGAUCAAAUUGGUCUUUAUUAGUUUGGCUUGUAGGGUUAAAGGGGUAAAACUAUCAAAACAAGCACAAACGCUAAAAGAGCUCAGGCAACAACUUUCAGAUGUCUCAGGUCAUCACCUUGCAUCGUUCGGGCUUUUAUGCCAUUGGUGAGAAGCGCCCCUCAUUGGCUCCAGUCUUCACUGACACACUCUGGGCAUCAGGUUUUUUUUCCAUAACUGCCACUGACAAACUAAGGGUUAUUUCCUAACACAAAUAAUAUAAUCAAAAUUUUUCAAUAAUAAUUUCAGUCAGACAAGUUGCACAUUGUGAUUCAUGGCCAGCCCGUGCUUAGGUUUUGGUGGCAGUUCAAAUUUUAGAGCUCAAUUCUGAGAAGACACACAGUAAUGAACGUAGGGUAUGCAGGUAAACGCAGCUGCUGCUGUUUCGAGAAUGCAUAGCUAAAAGCAAGGAUAACUCCAUCUUUAGACUAGUGCAGCAAAGCUAAAAGCUGGACAUCUGUCGAAGGAUUUAGAUCCACACAAGGGCAUGUUGCACAACCUUAUUAGAAAUGUAGGUGUAUAGCAACAGGGUGACGCUGUUUCCAAAGCUGUACGUAUAGAGACCUAAUAUAGAUGACCUACUAUUCUAUCACUUCCUAAUUAUGUUUAAUAUAGAAUGAUAACUACAAUAAGGCACUAUUGCAGUAAGGGGACUAGAUAUCAACACUGUUAAAAGAGAAACACUUUUAUAUACAGUCUUGUCUUGCAGUCUAUCUGUUUGUCUAUCUGAACUUUAUAAAAAGGCUUGCUGGAGAAAUGCAUGUUACUUUAUUGUUAUUGUUAUAGUUUGAGUUAUGCUUGGUGCACAAUAUGUAAUACAGGGCCAUUGUUUUUGGCAGGGAGGAGGGGAGGUACCCAGUGUUUACCCUGGUUGGCUCUGGAACCACCACAACCCUGACAUGAGUUACUUAUAUGUCUAGUGUAUGUGCAGAAUUACACUAUGGUUGUGUUGUAUUUUUAAAGACGCACAAAUUCAACACAAAAAUUAAUCAAUAAUCUGACAGCGUGUAUGACAUUCGUAAUCAAAAUGGAUUUAUAAUUUCUUGAAGCUGGAAGCAUAAAGAUGAUGACACGGCUCAAAUAGAAGCCAAGCGCAAAAUCUUAGUCUGUGUCCCAAACGGCCAAAUUAAACACAUGGCUAAGGGUGACAUUGCUAUUUCUGCCAUACAGUUGAAUAGGUAUUCUAAAGCUGGGGACACAGCCCUUGUUGAAGCAACACUGGCAGCAGUGCUGCUGUUCCCUUGCUUCGUAUGUGCUUGAACACAAUGCAGUGAGGUUUGGUAACUACACCCAAAAAUAUCAGGACAGUAUAACAAACACCCUAGUAAUAUACUCCUGAUAAUACUCUCCUAAGCCAGUAUCAAUUCUGGCGCUACGGCAGUGUGCUCAGAUUCUGUCUUAGCAUUUUAAGCGUAGUCAAUUUGUCUUCCGCUGCUGGAGACUCCGAUCGUGUCCGAGGAGGGUUUGCCUGCCUCACGCUCCCUCAGACGCAUAACGGUCCACCACCUUUCUUAUUCGAAUUCACGCUGGGAGAGCCACGUCCUGAUCUCCGGGCACCUCCACUUUCGGGCACCCAGCGGACCGGUAGCAGUGCUGAGUUUUGCACUCGGGGUGUUCAGAAUCCCAGCACUGGUGUGCUAGUGGAUUAUCCAACUAUACAAUUUUUGUGCAAUUGAAUAACCGUAUAGCCCUAGUCUGCGAAAACUAGUGUAGUGUCAGCACGCCUGUUCUGUCAAGAAGCAGUUGCAUUGUAGUACGAGUGGCAUCACAGUUCUUGGUUGUGAAAGUCAUGUAUUGUGCACUACGCUUAACAGACCAUGUAUGAUUAAACUACUAGAGCUAUAAUGGGGAGGGAGGUUGGAAAGCACACAUGGUGCUAGAUGCUAGGGCUAUAGCCACUCUUGCAUGGCUUGCUCGUUUUUAGACGUGAUAAGAAGCUGUACGUUUGAGCACACUACAUUUGUAUGUUCUUUCAGGUGCCUAAGCCUCACUGUUGAGUAAAAGGAAUGAUGUAAUAUGCUAUAUACAUACACACAUAUACGUACAUAUAUACACACGCACGAUCAGUGAUGUGCGGGCUGGUGGUGGAGUGAUCCGAGGCACUGUAGGGUUCACCUCACAUUGAAUUACAAAUAUAGCAAACAGGUCAGUGCACUAAAGCUUGCUCUGGAUAAAAGUUUGAAAGAGAAUACACCUUAUAAAAGACCCUUUUUAGACUUUUGUGUUUUUAAACAGGGAGGUUAAACAUUAAGUGUAGAAUAAAGAUUUUAAGUCUAAUAUUAUAAUUUUUUGUGUAUGUAUUUUUAUGUUUUAUUUUGACUAGGAUACUCCCCAGCAGAAAUGAUGUCUAUAGCCUUCAGCAGGGUUUUCACCUGCGUGUCUGUACAGUAAAUUAAUACAUUCCAAAUGUUUACAAGUAUGUACCGCUGGCCACAAGCAUGAGACUAUGCACUACAUACUUUAAUCAGACAGCUUGGACUUACUAGACACUCAACUUUAGCUUUUUUAUGAGUUUUUUUACAGCAUUAUUCACAACUGUCCCUUCAAAGCUUUUUACUGUAAUUUUAUUAAGGUUAGUAAAAUAUUCCAUAUUUUCUGAAAUGAACAUUUGGAUUUAUUGUAAAAUGAAUGGAUGAAUAAAUAAAGGUCAAAUUUCAA